UUCCAUCCUGUGCAAUGAAGAACCUAUAAUACACAUCCAUCCUAGGGUUUUUCAAUUCGCUAGGUUUCAAAUCUUACCCCACACACUCUCAAAUUAAAACCACUGCUAUGAAGAAAGAGCAGCUCGAUAUGUCCGAUCUCGCUUCCUCCUUACCCGCUGCCGCCGCCGCUCUCAGCGCCGAGGAUCGUGCGGGCCUGGUUAACGCCCUUAAGGAUAAACUUCAAAAUCUGGCUGGACAGCACUCUGAUGUGCUUGAGAGCUUGACUCCAACUGUUAGGAAGAGAGUUGAGGUUUUAAGACACAUUCAGAGUGAACAUGAUGAGAUAGAGGCGAAGUUUUUUGAAGAGAGAGCAGCACUGGAAUUAAAAUACCAGAAACUGUAUGAGCCAUUGUAUUCAAAGAGGUAUGAUAUAGUGAAUGGUGUUGUUGAAGUUGAUGAAGUAAAGGAUGAAGCUGCAGCUGACCAGACAGAUGGCAAAGAUGAAAAGGGCGUGCCUGAUUUUUGGCUAACUGCAAUGAAGACCCAUGAAGUAUUGGCAGAGGAGAUAUCGGAACGAGAUGAAGAUGCUCUAAAGUAUCUGAAGGAUAUCAAGUGGUGCCGGAUUAACGAUCCCAAGGGUUUUAAGCUGGAGUUCUUUUUUGAUACCAAUUCUUAUUUUACAAACUCUGUUUUAACCAAAGUAUAUCAUAUGAUCGACGAUGAUGAGCCUAUUUUAGAGAAGGCAAUAGGGACAACCAUUGAAUGGUUACCAGGAAAAUGCUUGACACAGAAGAUAUUAAAAAAGAAACCGAAGAAGGGAUCAAAAAAUGCUAAACCAAUCACAAAGACUGAAGAGUGUGAAAGUUUCUUUAACUUCUUUAGCCCUCCACAAGUGCCUGAGGAUGAAGAUGAUAUUGAUGAGGAGAUGGCCGAAGAACUUCAGAAUCAAAUGGAGCAAGACUAUGACAUUGGUUCAACUAUACGGGACAAAAUUAUUCCACAUGCUGUUUCGUGGUUCACGGGCGAGGCUGUCCAGGAGGACGAGUUUGAAGGCAUAGAAGACGACGAUGAUGAUGAUGACGAAGACGACGACGACGAUGAAGAACUUGAUGACGAUGAAGACGAAGAAGAUGACGAGGAUGAUGAAGAUGAAGAGGAGAGCAGGAGCAAGACGAAAGCAAAGCCAUCUGCACGGAAGAAGGGCAGCAAUCCACCAGCUGGUGCUACAGCAGAGGGUGAGCAACCUCCUGAAUGCAAGCAACAAUAGUCUUGAAGGCUGCUAAUGGGGUGGUACCACCACUGAGUUUCCCCUCAAAUGGGGCUAAUGACCAACAUUGGGCAGGUGCCAAUGGCGUGUUUGAGGGUUUGGACGUUGUGGUUGGAGAAUUUUGGCCAAUUGUUUUGGAUUGUUAUCUGCAUUUUUUUUUUGGGAUUAGUACUUCAAAAAGUAAAUAACUUUACACGAAUUGUUAUAGUGUGUUUCGAACUUUAAUCUCAUGCAUUGUAUGUAAUGAACUUUCAUAUUCUGUGCAUUGUAUGUAUCCGGGUAUAUGUGGCAAUCACCUAAGCUGUCACUUGGUCGUUUUUUAUUGGUCGAAUACAUGCAAUGCACAAGAUUUGAAAGUUUAUUACAUACAAUGCAUAAGAUUAAAGUUCGAUACACACUAUAACAAUUCGUGUAAAGUUGCUUACAUUUUAAGUACUAAUCCUUUUUUUUUAUUUGUGCAUUGGAGUUCUAUUAUCUGUUAAAAUGUCAAGUUUUAAUUUUUAGGUUACCAUCUUGACUUGUCAAAAGGAGAAUAUGUAUGUUCUGUCCCAUUUUUCUUGGUAUGUAAGCAUGUUUCAGAAA
Molecule: messenger RNA, 1829 nt
Organism: Erigeron canadensis
Lineage: Eukaryota; Viridiplantae; Streptophyta; Magnoliopsida; Asterales; Asteraceae
Product: nucleosome assembly protein 1;4-like
Exons: 12
Coding region: 108-1247 (379 amino acids)
Biological process (GO): nucleosome assembly
Cellular component (GO): nucleus; chromatin
Molecular function (GO): chromatin binding; histone binding
Source: RefSeq, a predicted model, not a curated record